GGCUUUUCUGCGUGUAGCUAUUCAUAGUAUACGGGAAGCCACUUUGAGAGAGGCUACAGCUCAGGUCCAACCCGAGACUAUGCAGAGGAAAAGAUGUCCAUGUUGAGAGUGCUGUUGUCCUUAGAUAUCCUAUCGGCAAGCUUACUUGGCCUCGAAAGACAACUCAAUUAUCGACAACCUCGGAAACUCGAGGCCAUCACAACCCCAGUCGUCCGAAUGCCUGUAUCACCUCACAUCUUCCCGCCUUUGGGCCUGUCGAUCGCCGAGGCAGCAAGGUACUUGGCGCAUGUCCGUCCCAACCAUCAGGGCCAGCCGUCGGCCGAGGUACGGGCUGGAAGUUGCAGUCUGUGGCACUGCAUAUUCCAAGGACAGCGUGAUAGCGUCUAUGAUGUAGAUAAGGCAGCGAGGCAAUGUACUGCGUAGGCACUUGUAGUAACGGUUCAAGAAGCCACCGAGAAGUCGUAAACUCAAUCGCGCCGCACAGAUGUAAAAAGUUCUCAAGAGUCAAGCCACACCGAGAUGCACAUCAACAACAAGGUAGGGUAGGUAGC
Molecule: messenger RNA, 551 nt
Organism: Colletotrichum acutatum
Lineage: Eukaryota; Fungi; Ascomycota; Sordariomycetes; Glomerellales; Glomerellaceae
Exons: 1
Coding region: 94-423 (109 amino acids)
Source: RefSeq, a predicted model, not a curated record